GUCGGGAGUCGAGCCGUUAGUAUCGUUGCCGUUGCGACAGAAACGGUGGUGGUGUGAUGUGCAUCGUGGCGGAGCGCGUAUCCUGAAGGACGGGCCAAGUACGCGAAGGAUAUUACACACGGAGGUAUCCAGAGGCUAACUGAACCCCUUCCUCCCCCGUCUUUCCGCCGUCGAGCCCCGAUACUUCUGCGAGAUCGAGAGAGUCGCGCCCGCGUUCUCCAAAAUUCGUCGAAGCGCGGUCCAGCUCUCCUCUUCGCUUCUUGACGGCCUCCUCUUCCUCGUGCCCGCUGAUGCCCACACGUACAGUCGGUAGCAAUAACCACCACGUAAUCGCGGUGAGUGUGAGGUGAAGCUAACGGAAGAGAAAGAGAGAAAGAGCAACCGAGAGCACUCGACGACGACGACGAAGAAGAAGAAGAGAGAAAGAGAGUAUAAGAGAAGAUAAAAUAUCAAGAUGCCGUGCUCCGCGGUGACGCUGUCCCUUGCUACCAUAACCGGUAUAAUCGCCACUGCCCUCCUGGCGAUCGCCUUCUCCACGGACAACUGGCUCUACACCGAGGUCAAACGCGCCCAGAUCCAGCAAUACGCGAGCAAGCAUGCCGAGCAGAGCCAUUUGGUGGAGCAAAUGAACACGAAGUAUUAUUAUUACACGAGGACUCAGGGCCUGUUUAGGAUAUGCUAUCCCAAAGAGAGGCCACCAACAGUCGAGACUUAUUUGAGUCCUGUGGAGACGCAUUGCAUGAAUAUUGACUAUUUCAUUCCCGAUGAAGAAAAUCAAACGAGGGGCUUCUCUGACGACGCAAUGGCACGAUUACAUAUGGGAAGAUCCGUGAUAGCUCUAUUCAUGGUCGGCUUUCUCGCGAUAUUUUCGGCAUUCUGGACAGGAGUAGUGGGCUGCUGGAGAAGAUCACCAGGGAAUAUCACAGCCACGGCAAUUCUGAUGUUAUUCGCCUGUCUACUGAGUGCUGGCGGUAUGGGUCUCUGGCACGGCGUCGAAUAUUAUGAAAAAGAAAAAAUUGUCGGGGAGGAAUAUUAUCAACAAUGGAGUAACGUUUUAAGGGACAACACGGCGCAGUGGUACGAUUGGUCGUUUUACCUUGCCUGGCUGGGAGUGGCUACGUGUCUGGGCGCAAUGACGCUAUUCCUGAUCGCGGCAUCUUGCCUGAGAAGGGAGCGUGCCCGCGAGCAGGCCCAAAACAUUCAGUACAUCAUGCCAGUGUACCCGCAGAAACAGCAGUACGCAUACGCCGGAUAUCCGGCACCGGCGGCGUAUCCGGGGCCGUAUUAUCACGGUUCCCAAUAUGGGCCCUACAACUACUGAAGGAGCUCGGCCGGUCGGCAUCGAUGGAAAGAAAGUGUCCCGAGCGCGUCAGUGCUCGUCGCCAACAUCGAAAAUUCAUCUUGUCAGCUUGUCACUUUUGGCAGAACGAGGACUAAAAAUAUUCAACACUCAAUUCGAAAAACUCGCCGAGGUCGAUCCGUGAACAGUCGAUUCAAAGCGAAAUGGCGUACCGUCGACCUCGGGCGUAAAUUGAUCCCCCGAUUCAAAAUUUCGUGGCUCCGGAUAUUGCGCGAGCUGUGAAAACGCGCCACGAGAUUCCCCAAAAUGCAAACUCUUUUCUUCCCGCGAUAGACCGAUCGUUUAACUCUCCAUCCGACCGGGAGCAAGAACCCAGGCAGCACGAAGAUCCGGAAGAUGAAACCCGGAAAGAAAUCCGAAAGGAGUUUGAGAAACGAAGGAAGGAACGUCUUUUGGACGUCUUUCCCCUCCCAUCUUUUGAACGUUUGCGUUGUCUGGGAAGUCCGACUUGCGCGAGACGGUUGCUCAAAAUGUACGUGUACUUACACUUUAGGAACGAGAUUACUUUGUAUUUUUUUUUUUUUUCAGUUCGAUAAGUAAGAUAUCGAUCAUCCUUCGUUCUUCCCGCGCGUGCUGAUCGCAAUUGGACGCGAAUUCGCGCUCCUCGUGAGAGAUACGCGUACCCAUCGCGCGUCGUUUUCCAUUGGACUCCGACAAUCGGUUUCACCGACGAGCUUUCUCGAAUUCCCAUUAACGAGUGCAAUACCGACCGAUUCAUUCAUCACGGUCCCCGGCAAAAAGAAAGGGCCCGACGGAAAAUGCGGUCGGGCGACCCAAACCGCCGCGGAUUUAACGGACGUUAACUCGCCUCGAUGAAACUCGGCAAAAACAGUCGUGAGUCACGUAUAAUUGAUUCGACUACCGUCGAUUGGAGAUUAGAUCUGCGAGGCUUGGCUCGCGUUGACGUACCGUGCGCAUUUACUAUUAUUUAUUUAACGCGAUCGAAGCUCAAGCCCCUCUCGAGAGAAGAGGAGACCGUCGUCGAAGCAGAGCAAAAAACGACGCGAAUACGGCAUCACGCUCUCGCCUCCUUGGUAGUACCGAAUAUUAAAUAAAUAUUCUGACUAAGAAUUUCGCGAUUUCACGAAAAAUUUUUUAUGCACCGCAAACUUGGUUUUAACACUUUCGAGCCUAGCGGAACGAUAGGUUUCAGUUGAAAGUGUUGAGAUACGCAAUUAAAAUAUAAAUGUGAUUUAAAAGGAAGUUAUGCUAGUUUAUUUCCUUGAAUCGUUUUUAUAUUAAUUGUUAUGUAUAUUAAUUUUUAUAUUAAUUGUAUUUUCAAUGAAAAUCUAUCGUUCCUAGCCAUCGAUGUGCUUGUAUGAUGCAAGAUCGAUUAGAUUUCGAUUAGUUAGAUUAAAAAUUUGGCUUGAAAAUGUCAAAGCUACUUUCUCGGGCGUAUAUAAUCUAACCGCUAACGUAAUAUAAAACAUUUAUAUAAUAUGUGGUGCUACGAGGAUCGUUACGCGAAGAAUUUGCGAAGUUCGUUUAAUAUAUAGAUUUUGAUAAUGUUGACUUUUGUAAGGUUCAUUACAUCGAUAUCUCUUUCUAUGUAAGAUGUUUAGGAAGUAAAGAAAGAUAUUUCAAUAAUUUUAUAUAUUCUCAGCAAAUAAACUAAAUUCAAAUUGCUCUCUUUUCCUCUCUUUCUCUUGCUCUCUUUACAUAUUUCAUUUCCAUAUGCAAAUAAAUUGCUUCAUACACAACACACACACACGCGCGCGCACGCGCGCGCAUACACGCAAAUGUAACUUUCCCUUUUAAUUUAUCUCUCGUCGUAGUUUAUUUUUCACUAGUUUAUUUUUUUGCUCCUUGUAAGCGAGCAAACAGCAAUAUUUUGUGAAAGAAUAUAAAUUAUAUUCAUUGAUUUAUUAUAAAAAUAUAAAAAUUUUUAAUGUAAUUAAAUUAAAUAUAGUUAUGUAAUUGCGUGAUAAAGCUAAGAUUUAGAAAUGAAUAAUAAGACUAAAAUAAAAAAAGUAAAACUGAAAUUUAUAAUAUCUUAGAUAAUAGAAUAAAUAACAAUACAUUAAA
Messenger RNA from Monomorium pharaonis (pharaoh ant), 3385 nucleotides. RefSeq lists its product as uncharacterized. The transcript has 7 exons. Lineage: Eukaryota; Metazoa; Arthropoda; Insecta; Hymenoptera; Formicidae. The record is from RefSeq and is a predicted model, not a curated record. Gene Ontology annotation, cellular component: membrane. Bases 455 to 1321 code for a protein of 288 amino acids.